AUGGCAGCAGGUGUUGCAAAGCGAUACACAGACGGAGCUCGAAAGGGCCACGACAAACCUGGCCUCCAGCAGGUCAAGCCUGGUCGUUCAAGCCGAAGAAAGCAGCCUCCUGCCCAAGACAAAGACGAGGGCGAAGACGUGAUCGAGCCCCAGCGGAAGAGCCAGAGAAUACAGGAGAAGCCCAAGCAGAACUGCCAGCAAGCCCUGAGUGCAAGCCCCAAGGCCUCCCUAAAGAGCCCGCGGCCAAAGGAGAAACAAUCUGCAACCCAGAAACGGGCCGCAAGAGGAGGGCAGACGAGGUACUUGCAGAAAGCAGCAGCGAAGCAAGACAAUCGUUCCAAAGAGAAGAUCAGAGGCCAACCUACGGCUUCGCCAGCGGCACCAGGAGUACCUAAGAGCACUAAACGACAGCCUUAUGUGGUUACUGGAGACGAACAACUCGGCAACGUGAAGCGUCCUACACGUGCGCUCGAGCAACACGCUGCCCCAAGGACUGGGCAUGAUAAAGAGAGCUUCAUUGAGACUUGGUUGAAUGGAUCCAGCUGGUUUCACAGAGAGCCGACAGAAGACGAACCCCAGCUUGCCGCAUUGGACAAUAUGGCCCCCCCACCUACGACCGUCUUUUCUUUCUCAAACAAUACCCUUGAACGCAUGACUACCCCCUCCAGAAAGUCCGGGGAACCCUCUGCAAGCGUUCAUGAUUCACAUUACCGGGAAUCCCUGGGUCGCCGAAAUAUCUAUAUCAAUCAUGACCAUCCUCCGGCGGAGCUAAUGAAGCGAGCUAGAACGAUCAUAUCCAAAGAACGAAAAUCUCCGGGAAUCAACGAUAAAACAGCUCAAAUGUUGGUAGCGACAUUGCGUGAGGUUGAGAACGAGCCUGAAGCUGAUAUCAUGCGGACCUUCGAGUCAGGUAUCAUUCCUGCCGCGAAUGUGCUCCCUGACAAAAGAUUGACAUCGAAUGCUAACCAGUUGUGGUCUAAUUGCGUCUCUGUCCCGCUCGAUCCGACUGUCCUAACGGUCCCGCUACCCUUACCUAGACCAAAGCCUGAUCUAGUAUUUGGAUAUUCCAAUGCAGCCUUCACUCGUGACCAACUCGAGACAAUUCCAUUUCUCAUCGACGACCAGUUCGGCCGAAGCUACGCCGUCCCGGACUGGAAGGUUCGAUUUCCAUUCCUUCAGUUCGAGUUUAAAUCGCAGGCAAAAGGCGGAACCCACUACAUCGCAGCCAACCAGGCCGCCGGUGCUGGAGCUAUUGCGACAAUUGGCAAAAUCGACUUAGUACAGCGCAGUUUCGGAAUGAAAGAAUUUGAUUACCAUGACCCCCAGUAUUUCUCCGUCACGAUGGACCAUGAGCUAGCUCGGAUCAAUGUACAUUGGCUGAGAGCCGAUGAAGGAGGGCGGCAUAGCUUUCAUGUUGAAACAUUUUCAAACUAUCUCCUCAACGACGCGAAUGCCAUACGAGCAGUUUCUCGAGCCAUCCAGAAUAUUCUUGACUGGGGUACAGGUACACGGCUGGAAGGACUUUGCACCGCACUGGAUGCGUACCGGGAGUUGGUGGUCCAUAGCCUGGCAGUCACAAAUCCACAGAGGGCGCAGGAAUCGGAAGUUCUACCUCCAACUCAAUCUGGAACGCCGACAUUGGGGAGGAUGUUGCCACCUGAUAGCCGAGGCCGGGGAGCACGACACGCAUCAACAGCAACGAGCAAGGCACCGCAAGAUCGUGUUGAUCUUCCCACCAAUGUGCAUGCUGACGCGCAUUCGCGCCACUCACUCGAAGAUGGCCACACGAGGAGACGCCUUAAGCCUACACAGAAGGUGCGGGAUAACAUUUUUCAGGGUCGGAGACAAUGA
Messenger RNA from Fonsecaea pedrosoi CBS 271.37, 1851 nucleotides. RefSeq lists its product as uncharacterized. The transcript has 4 exons. Bases 1 to 1851 code for a protein of 616 amino acids. The record is from RefSeq and is a predicted model, not a curated record. Lineage: Eukaryota; Fungi; Ascomycota; Eurotiomycetes; Chaetothyriales; Herpotrichiellaceae.